AUGAAGAACAAAUUUACAUAUGAUGAACUAUGGAAGUAUGGAUUAUUAUCCAUUAUGGUAAUGAAAACUCAUCCAGUAGAUAGGUUAAGCAAAACAAAAUCGCCAUGUUUUGGAUGUGAAUGCGGUUUUCACGUGUGCUUUCAUAUUCACGUCUGCAUUCACGUUUAUAUUCACAUAUGUAAUAGAUUCAACUUUUACAUCUAUCAGUGUUCCGAGUAUUGUUCAAAUCCACCUUACCACGAAUUGGAGGGUAAGUUAUUUACAUUUGGUGAAUCGAAAUUUACUUCAGAAUCAAUUCUGAAAUCAGAAAUCAAAUCAGAUUCUGAAAUCAGAAAUUCAGAAUCAAGAAUCAAUUUCGAAAGAGAAAAAAGAAUCAUUUCUGCUGUUUUUAAAGAUGAAUCGUGA
Messenger RNA from Loa loa (African eye worm), 405 nucleotides. RefSeq lists its product as hypothetical. Lineage: Eukaryota; Metazoa; Nematoda; Chromadorea; Rhabditida; Onchocercidae. The transcript is spliced from 2 exons. The coding region runs from base 1 to 405 and encodes 134 amino acids. The record is from RefSeq and is a predicted model, not a curated record.